Messenger RNA from Adineta steineri, 1380 nucleotides. The record is from the annotation of a GenBank genome assembly. NCBI's taxonomy places the organism in Eukaryota, Metazoa, Rotifera, Eurotatoria, Adinetida, Adinetidae.
AUGACAUUAUAUUCAACAGAACCACAGAUAAUACAGAAUGGUAAUAUUAUAUGUGUACCUAUUAAUGUCACAUCACUCAAAGCUAUUGUCAUAAAUGUAUCGUCUAGUGUUGAUCAAAUAACACUUAAAUCUAUUGAUGGACGUAUCGUAAAUCGUUUAACUCCUCGCGGUUAUCUUUACAUUCAACUAUCUAUAUCAUUACUAUUAUUUGAUAGUCAAAAAUGUUUUCAAAUCGAUUUAGAUUUAUCAAAUGUAACGGGACAUAUUCAAUUUAUUUAUAAAUUGGAAAGUAUAGAAUCAAAUACAAAUACUAUUCAAAAUCAUAGUAUUUCAUUUCCAAUCAACGAUCCAUGUACAACUCGUCGUAUAAAAUGUAAAAAUGGUGGUCGAUGUCAAGUAUCAUCUAAUGGACAAACAAAAUGUCUUUGCCCAGAAAAUGUAACCGGAACUGAUUGUGAAUCUAUUGGUGUUCGAUGUUCAGAUUUAAUCUGUAUUAAUCAAGCUAAUUGUUCUUCUGAUAAUCGUUCAUGUGUAUGUCAAUUAGGGAAUCAAGGUCGAGAUUGUUCAACGCGAUGUGGUGAAUCAUAUAUUCAACCCAAUAUAUCCUCUGAUCGUAUAAUAAAUGGAGAAACAGUAGUAAAAAAUUCUUGGCCUUAUAUAGUCUAUAUUCAAAUAGGUGAAAGAAGUUGGUGUGGUGGAAGUUUAAUUGAUUCAUGGAAUGUUUUAACAGCUGCACAUUGUACUUAUGGUAGACAUACUCAUGAAUUUAUUCUAUGGUUUGGUGUUCAUAAAUUAGAUGAACGUAUAAAUGAAAUGAAUAUGGGUAUUGUUGAAAAACGUUCUAUUCAACAAAUUAUCAAUCAUCCAAAUUAUACAAUAUAUCCAGUAAAAACUUAUGAAAAUGAUUUAGCAAUAUUACGUCUAUCACAAUCAGUUGAAGAAACUGCUUAUAUUAGAUAUUUAUGUAUUUUACCACCUAUCAAUCGAAUAAUAGAUAUUCAUUUAGAUGAUCAAGUAGAAAUUAUUGGUUGGGGUUAUAUAAAUAAGCUUUUAUCAAAUGGAACAUUUAUUCGUCAAACAAAUGAAUUACAACAAGCUAUGAUUAGAAUUUUACCAGAUUAUGAUUGUAUGGAAUAUAAAAUCGAUGAUCAAAUACUUUUUCAAUCAAAAUAUAUGAUUUGUGCAGGAUCAAAAGAUUACAAAACAGACUCAUGUCAAGGUGAUUCAGGAGGACCUUUAAUGAUAAAAUAUAACAGCCAAUGGUAUGCUAUAGGUUUAGUUUCAUUUGGAUCAACUGAAUGUGCUAAACAAGGUGCUGCUGGUGUUUAUACACGUCUUUCAAUGUAUUAUGAAUGGAUAUAUCAGUACAUGAUACCAUGA